Messenger RNA from Chlamydomonas reinhardtii, 4621 nucleotides. RefSeq lists its product as uncharacterized. NCBI's taxonomy places the organism in Eukaryota, Viridiplantae, Chlorophyta, Chlorophyceae, Chlamydomonadales, Chlamydomonadaceae. The record is from RefSeq and is a predicted model, not a curated record. The transcript is spliced from 11 exons. Bases 221 to 3583 code for a protein of 1120 amino acids.
CCUCCGAUUCCGUUCUUCUCUAGUUCUUAGCUCCGGGUAUCACGAGGUGCAAGCAUUGGUAAUUGACCAAUGCUACAGUAUACUGCAGCGCGAUACCCACUUGAAAACACUGGCGAAACAGCAAACAUGUCCUCGAUGUGGCGGCCGUGUUGUGUUAUGUCAUUGAACACCGAGUGGCUUGCACCUGUCAAGGAAUGAUCCAUAAUAUGUGUUGGGUCUAAUGGAUGACUUAUCAGCCUUGCCAGAUACGCCGGCAAGGGACAGGGCUGAUGGUCAGGACGGCGAUCCGGCCUUGGAGAUUCCAGGUGCUGGUGUGCAGCCGGCUGGCGCACAGGAGCUUGAAGAGCUUGGAAUCCCCCCUGCAGCAGCAGCCGCACUUCGCGACGCGUUGCAACCGCAGGAGUUUGAGUUGCCUGGAAUUCCGGAAAUUGACGAGGAGCGGCGGCUGUACGAGUCAAGGCUUCCUGGCAAGGAUGGUGCUGAGAGAAUUCCUCGCUUCGAGUCAGUCCGCAUCCCUCAGGUGCCGAUCGACCCUGACAUCCGCUCCUUCCUCCUUGAUGUGUGCGUGCGAGCACUGGCGCAGCGAGAGGCAUCACCAACCACCACCGAGUCAUCUGUCAAGGCAAUGCUGGCAUCGGUGUUCAAUGCGCUGGAUCGGCCAGGGGCUAGUGAGCGGGACCGGGAGAUUGCUAGUUACAUCCCCCGCACCUUCAAGGAGGUGCUCACACUGGUGACAGUGCUGGAGCCAGCAUGCCGUUGGCCGCAGCUGUAUCGCUACAAGAUGUGCAAGUGCGGCUUUAUAUACCGUGGCGCACAUCAGAGCGCCAGCGUCUGCCACGGAAUCGUGAAGGCGCAGGGGGGUGGGGUGGAGGCGUGUGGGGUAAGCCGCGAGCAGGCGCGCGAGGUGACGUACAGCAGCAUCGCCAACUACGUUGAGCGCGCGUAUGCCAACCCGGAGAUUGCCGCUGACCUCUCCAGCUGGCGCCAGCGUCAGGCGUUCCCGCGCAUGGUGGAGCGCAUUGCUGCCCGUGAGCGGGAGCGUGUGGCGGCGCAUCAGGCUGCCAACGCCGCAGCUGGCCGCCCAGGCGAUCCGAUCCCUCCUAAGACGCCGGAAGAGAAGGCAGAGGACGAGCGGGACAGCCAGGCAUCAACGGACUCCAUGUUUGACAUGGUUGAUGGCGAGCUGGUGAAGGAGGCUCUGCGUAAGGAUCCUGCGUUCGCCGCGGAUCCGCGCAAUCUGCUGGUGGUGUUGGUGUCGGACCCCUUCAUCGUGCCUGCGGAUGAGCACGAGCGGUCCAGUAUCCCGUACCUCCUGCUGCCAGUGAACGCGUCUCCGGAGAAUCGCCACCACCUCGGAUUCGCUACACUCCUGUCCCUGAUCGGUGGCAACGUCAAGCCUCCCGGCAGCAAGAAGCCCGACCCGCUCAACCCCAACCAUAUGAUGGCACUCAUCCGUGAUGAGCUGGCCUUCCUGGAGAAGUACGGCAUACGGGUGUGGGAUGCGAGCAAGAACGAGUUCUUCAUCUGCCGUGUCAAGUGUAUCAGCUUCAUCUCCGACUACCGAGGGCUCCACAAACAUCUGGGCAUGAAGGGCUCGCCAGCCAAGUGCGCCUGCUUCAAGUGCUGGCACGAGGGCCAUGUGGUGGGGCGCAAGGCUGUGUACCCGCACAACGCGGCGCACCUGCCAUGCCUGCAUGUGCUGCGAACCAGCCUCGUCGGGCGCCACGUCCCACCCCCCAAGAAGCCACCCAAGAAGCCACCCAAGAAGCAGGCGGCCGCGGGUGGCCGUGCCAGCGACAGCGGCAGCAGCAGCAGCAGCGACGGCGGCAGCAGCAGUGCCAGUGAGUACAGUGAUGUUGAGGUGGAGUCCGAGGACGAGGCGAAGCGGCUGAGACGCCAGCAGCAGCAGCGGCAGCAGCAGCCACAGCAGCCGCGGCAGCAGCACGCUGUGCGGGGACGGGGCCCUGCUGUGGACCCCAACCUUGCAACACCACCGGCCCGCCGCACCAAGGCGGAGAUGUGGUAUGCAUGUAACUCGCCCACCCCCGGUGCUUCGCUGGUGCCGGUUCCAUGGAGGAUUACACUGGAGGACCCCAUUGGCCUUGCGUUUCCCCUGUACGAGCUGGACAGCUUCGACCCCAUCGGUGGCAUCAACUACGACGGCAUGCACACCAUCUACGGCGUCAUGCGGGACACGGUGGUGCGGUAUGUGCAGUCGUUCCGCAAGCGGAGUGCGGCAAUGGAGGAGUACGACAAGAAGAACGACAUCACCACCGUCAGUGGGCGUGGUGCCGGCAAGGUGGUGGAGAACUUCCGCGGGGCCCUAGCUGUGAUAGCAGCGAACGUUCCCCGUGCCAUUGCCGGGCGCCUGGCCCGCCUCACCACUGCGGGCAAGAAGGCCAAGUCACACUCCUUCUUCCUCCUGGCUGGUCCCUUUGGUGCGUAUGCGGUCAAGAAGGCUGGCAUGCCGCCUCGGCUAGAGGCGGCCAUGCUGUCCGUCGUGAAUGCUUGCUCUCGCCUGUGGGACAAGGUCCAGCGGCGCUCACAGCUUGGGCAGCUGCGGACGGCUGUUGUGGAGGCCAUCUGCCUGGUCGAACGCCACAUGUCAGCGACGGAACUGGACAUCAAGCUGCACAACUUGAUGCACCUGGUGGACGGCAUUGAGCAACUGGGCCCUCUGUUCACGCACUCCAUGUUCAAGCCUGAGAGCAUCUGGGGGCAGCUGGGCCGUUGGGCGCACAGCAAGCGGCACAUGGAGAUGUCCAUGUUCUUCAUGGCCCUGGACCGUGAGGUCAGCCUGCGUCUGCGGCAACUGCACCCCGCCAGUGUGAACGCCCCGCAGCGGCACAAGGAGGCUCAACGCCAGCUCUACGUGGGGGAGGAGGCGCGUGGAGGGCGUGCGGCGCCAGUGCUUCGCAUUCAGGCCCGGCAUGAUGCGGACGGGGAGGAGGAGGUGCCUGACGAGGGCGAGGCGACCAUGUGGGAUGAGGCCAAGUUCUUUGAGGCAGACCCCGUAAUCUACUGGGGCCGCUUCAGCGGCUCGCGGGACUGGUUUGACGCAGAGAGCAAGGAGGUGGAGGCCCUGUACGAGAGCGCUGGGCUGGAGCAUGCAAUGGGCAGUACUGUUCAGAGCGUGCGGAUGCUGAAGGAGAUUUACGUAGGCAGCGUCAAGCUUUCUCGGGGCUCGUGGUUCAUGUGCCGUGCGGCGAACGACCUGCCAGACUGGUGGUUUGGGCGUGUUGUUGAGGUUGUACUGCACAAGGGCGCUGACGACACGGAGCGGGCACUUGUGCGGGCCGAGUGGUUCACUGGAGCAACGAAAGAGGAGGCUGGGGCAGUGUCGGUGCCUAUUUGCGACCAGAUUCUCGCCCCGGUGGUGGCAUCGCGGCCUGCCAACAUCAUCGUGGAGACUGGUCCAUGGUACCUACCGGAAGCCAUUGUGCCAUGGCCGUGCCAUCUCGAACCGCACCCGGGCAACCCCAAUGUCCAGGUUGCGCUGGCACGGCACUGGCACAUUCUGCGCAACCUGUUCCCUUACCCCACCGUAGCAGACGCCGUCCGGGUCAGCAGGCCUUUUCCGUAGCAGCGCAGGUCGCAAGGUGUGCUCGGCACAGCACUGCUUGCAGCAGUAGGUAGGCAGGAAGCCUGCGUGACGUGUAUAUGAGCAAAUAGGGAGCGCCGGAGUAGGUGCUGGGAGUAUGUUGUGUGCUUGCGACGCGUACAGCCCUGUGCGUGUGCAUGCCACGGCGGGCAGCGGCGGUAGCAAGUAGUUCUAAUACUGACAAGGUUACCUAGGCAUGGCACUGCUUGCAGCAGUAGGCAAUGAGCGCAGGCGGGAAGCCUGUGUGACACAUACGUGAGCAAAUAGGGUGGGCUGGAGUAGGUGCUGGGAGUAUGUUGUGUGCUUGCGACGCGUACAGCCCUGUGCGUGUGCAUGCCACGGCGGGCAGCGGCGGUAGCAAGUAAUUCUAAUACUGACAAUGUUAGGUAGGCACAGCACUGCUUGCAGCAGUAGGCAAUGAGCGCAGGCAGGAAGCCUGCGUGACACAUACGUGAGCAAAUAGGGCGGGCUGGAGUAGGUGCUGGGAGUAUGUUGUGUGCUUGCGACGCGUACAGCCCUGUGCGUGUGCAUGCCACGGCGGGCAGCGGCGGUAGCAAGCAGUUCUAAUACUGACGAGGUUAGCUAGGCAUGGCACUGCUUGCAGCAGUAGGCAAUGAGCGCAGGCAGGAAGCCUGUGUGACACAUACGUGAGCAAAUAGGGCGGGCUGGUGCUGAACGUAUGUUGUGUGCUUGCAACGCGUACAGCCCUGUGCAUGUGCAUGCCGUGGCGGGCAGCGGCAGUCGCAAGUAGUUCUAAUACUGACGAGGUUAGCUAGGCAUGGCACUGCUUGCGGCAGUAAGCAAUGAGCGCAGGCAGGAAGCCUGUGUGACACUUACGUGAGCAAAUAGGGUGGGCUGGAGUAGGUGCUGGGAGUAUGUUGUGUGCUUGCGACGCGUACAGCCCUGUGCAUGUGCAUGCCGUGGCGGGCAGCGGCGUCAGCAAGUAGUGCUGUGCCGGAGCUGGGACGUAGGCUGGGGGCAACAGCAAGCUCACCCCGCACGCUGUAACAAUGGCACAUC